Messenger RNA from Anopheles cruzii, 5216 nucleotides. RefSeq names its product mannosyl-oligosaccharide alpha-1,2-mannosidase IA (gene alpha-Man-Ia). The coding region runs from base 308 to 2365 and encodes 685 amino acids. Gene Ontology annotation, molecular function: mannosyl-oligosaccharide 1,2-alpha-mannosidase activity; calcium ion binding. The transcript is spliced from 6 exons. The record is from RefSeq and is a predicted model, not a curated record. Gene Ontology annotation, biological process: N-glycan processing; carbohydrate metabolic process. Gene Ontology annotation, cellular component: endoplasmic reticulum; Golgi membrane. Lineage: Eukaryota; Metazoa; Arthropoda; Insecta; Diptera; Culicidae.
UGGGCACGUUAUUUUGGGAUGGAUUAGUAGUGUAAGACAUUGAUUCGUAGUGGUCACUUAAUAAUAAUAAUUGUUUUGAGAACAGGCGGAACGUUGUGAAAGAAGUCAGAGCAGACCUUGUUCCUGCAAACAUAACAAAAAAAGGGCUGUGCGUUUUCAGACCGCUCUAUUUUUGCUGGAUUAAUAGUGUUGUCUAUGCGCUUCGAGGAAUCAGUUCCGUAAUCGCACAAGAACAGAGUGUUCCUACGAGACAAAGAAGAAAACAAACCAAAGCCAUUUGGCAUUGCCAAUCCAAACGUGUACGAAGAUGCUUCCAACGUAUCAGCGAGUAGGGGCCAGUGGUCAGUCCUCCAUUGUGCCGUCUUUCCUCCUCUUCGGCCGCCGGUCAUUUCGAUCCCGUGAAAAAUGUCUCAUCGUUCUCGUGCUCUCUACCUUCGGGUUCGUCUGCUUUGGCGGUUUCUUCUUUCUGCCGGACAAUUUCAGUGCAGACCGUGUGUUGAAAGCGUACAAACAGUUUCAGCGUACCGGGCCGGAAAUAUUUAUUCCGCCACCACCGGCCGUUCGUGUGCGCGACGAGGACAUACACAGGGUAGACGAUCGCGAGAAGCUUCAGAAGAAAAUUCGUAAGGAGCUGCCAGACGACUUUCUCGAGAAACCCGACGUUGACACGGUUGGAAGUGUUCCCGAUGAGUCCGGCGCAGAUGUAGUGAAUAAUGGAAACGUUGGCACCAUUAUUGUUCCAGCAUUGCAUAUAGCCGAUGGUAAUGAAGGAAUGGCCGUAGAGCUUAAAAUCGAAGCACCGGCGAAUGCUGUGCAGUCGCUACAAAGCGGCGGAGGGGGAGACGAGGAGAAGAGCAAGACACUGACAGAAAGGAGGCGACAAAGCCCUGAACAACCUCCUCCGUCUACCUUCAACUCUUCAAUUGGUGAAGAUCCGGUCCUAACAGUGCGAGAAAAGCGCAACAAAAUAAAGGAGAUGAUGAUCCACGCAUGGAGUAACUACAAGCUAUACGCGUGGGGGAAAAAUGAGCUACGUCCUCUGACGAAACGUGGUCACAGCAACAGCAUCUUUGGCUCAUUUGAUCUCGGAGCCACGAUAGUUGAUGGGCUAGACACUUUGUACCUGAUGGGCCUCCAUAGCGAGUUCGCCGAGGGCAGAGACUGGAUUGAAAGGAAGUUCACACUUGAGAACGUCGACGCCGAUCUCUCUGUAUUUGAGACAAACAUUCGUUUCAUCGGGGGCUUCCUAACAUGUUACGCGUUCACUGGUGACCUGCUAUUUCUUGAAAAGGCUAAGUACGUGGCGGACAAGCUGUUGCCCGCGUUCCAGACGCCCACUGGUAUCCCGUACGCUCUGACCAACAUCCGAAACGGGAUGAGCAAAAACUAUGGAUGGGCCAGCGGUGGUAGCAGCAUUCUAUCAGAGUUUGGUACUCUCCAUCUAGAGUUCUCCUACUUGAGCGACAUUACGGGUGAUUCCGUCUACAGAGACAGGGUCCAAACAAUUCGCUCGGUGCUAAAAGAAAUCGAAAAACCCAAAGGACUCUACCCGAAUUAUCUGAACCCGAAGACGGGCAAAUGGGGCCAGCAGCAUAUGUCGUUGGGUGCGCUCGGCGACAGCUUCUACGAGUACUUGUUGAAGGCAUGGAUCCAGUCUGGUCAUGAAGACGAGGAGGCUCGCGUGAUGUAUGAUGAUGCCAUGCAGGCAAUCAUUCAGCAUAUGCUUCGCACCACGCCGAGUGGGUUGAUGUACGUCUCCGACAUGAAAUUCGAUCGUCUCGAGCACAAAAUGGAUCAUCUGGCGUGUUUUGCUGGGGGCCUUUUCGGGCUUGGCAGUAACUCCCUCAACAAUCAGUAUUCGGAGCGCUACAUGGAGAUCGGGGAGGGCCUGACUAACACCUGCCACGAGAGCUAUAUUCGCACAUACACUCGGCUCGGUCCAGAAUCAUUCCGUUUUAACGAUGGUGUUGAAGCGAAGGCGCUGAAGGCUCAGGAAAAAUACUAUAUUUUGCGACCGGAAACGUUCGAAAGCUACUUCAUAAUGUGGCGUUUGACGCAUGAUCAGAAGUACCGUGAUUGGGGUUGGGAUGCAGUACAGGCACUCGAGAAGCACUGUCGAACACCUACCGGCUACACAGGCUUGAAAAACGUGUAUCUUACCGAACCAGUGAAAGAUGAUGUGCAACAAAGUUUCUUCCUCGCCGAGACACUUAAGUACCUGUACCUGUUGUUUUCGGACGAUUCUAUGGUUCCGCUGGAUGAAUGGGUGUUCAACACGGAGGCGCAUCCACUACCGGUAAAAGACCGGAAUCCGUUCUAUCGCCAGGCAUCGGCAUCGAGCGCAACGCAAGGUCGGGAACCAUAAAGUAACAUCAAUUCCUACCAUCUACCACACGACACCAAUGCAAACCGUGAUGAGAGCGCUAACAGUGUAUAACAUACUAUUAGUUUGUUUUUUUCCAUUGUAUUGGGUGUUGGUCAAGACCAAAAAUACAUCAAGAUCAACUACCCGGAGCAAUAACAAAUGUCGCGCAAUAACAAAGGUCGAAUAAUAGAGAAGAUACAGUGUUUCCAAUCUCACAUUAACGAUGACAACCGGAUGAUGGGAAAGAAGCUAGUAGACAUUCUUAACUGUCCUGUUAAUGAAGGGAGUUUGUGUAUAGGUUCGUCGAUAUGUGAUCUCACACAGAGGGAAAAAAUCAUGUACUCGGAUUAAUAUUCGUAACCCUGUACCCUGCUAUGGCAUACAUGGUCUGACAAGUUAUUUGUACAAAAAUUCACAUAAAUAUGUCCAUCAAACCUCUAAUAGUGGACCGCGUUAAAUUUAUUCUGAUGACAGUUUAUUAUCUGGAUUUCGAAUCACUAUAUCUGUUAAAACGGGUGUCCGUGUUAUCAUCCGCUUAAAUUUUUGCAUCCCACUAGAUGCCCUCUGAUGUUGCUGCAAUCAUGAAAAGAAAAGAUCCAUGAACCAUGAAUUACGAGGAAGGAAUGGAACGCUCAUAAGAUAUGUAUUAGGAACUGUACCCAAGAAGUCUUAGGUGCGUAUCGUGGAAAGAUUAAAUCUGGCUGCCUCGACAAAGUUGAGUCUAGAGAUGUGAUGAAUAAAAGAAAAUCAUUGCGACUAAAGCGACGAUAGAUACGAACGGAUAUGUAUAGGACGCGUACAAACAUAGAAAAUUACACGCAACUUAGAAAAGAACUAGUUCGGAGUUGUCUCGAGCUUCACCUAUAAAAAAUUACAACGACGUAACACAUGAGCUGAAAAGUCCCGAGUCUAUGAAAGAAAACUUGUUUUUUUUGUGUAACAAAUUGGUUUCAUUCAUCAACGUAAUCUCUAUCAAGUGCCACAUAAUCAUUCCGGCGCCGCUCUAAUAAUUCAAUACCACUUUUCUAGAACGAUUUAUCCUUUGCCUUAAAAUGAAACAUGGCCAAACAAUGCUCAGAAUCAUCAAUACGUUCCUGUUUUUGGUUAACAGUGAGCAAACGCGGCAGCCACUUGAAACAGAGCUUCCUCAUAGUCAAAUGCUCAUGCACUAUAAAGACCACACGUUCUUUUGAUAUCUUUACAAUGUCAGCUAACUCACGCCACUUCACUUUUCGAUCAUUCAAAACAAUUUUGUGAAUUGUGCUGUUUUCUAGUGUAGCCGCCUCAUUUGGACGUCCACUGCGUUUUGCAGCAACGGUGUCUACGACCACGUUUGAAAUCAGCAAACCAACCAAUUUUUUGUUGUUUCUGAUGGAGCAGAGUCCUUAUAACACUUUUCAAACCAUUUCUUCGUUAUUAAAACGCGAAAUUAUUUUUGUUAAACUAACAAAAAUAGUGUCACUCUUAGCACAAUAACUGUCAAAUUUAAGCGUAGAAUACCAAAAAAUUUUAACAGCUUUCGUUUGAAGGUUAGUGCUAACUGAAAGAAACGAUGAAUGCAAGAAGACUAGCGCCAUCUAUGUGUUAGGCUCGGGAUUUUUCAGCCCAGGUGUUAAUGAACGAGAUUCGCGCUAGGGUGCCACAGCUGACAACAGGUCAUUCUACAAGAUGAAGAAGCUAUUUCGUUCACAUUUCGUAUCGAGAAUGCCAAAGCUUAUGUUUUACAGAACCUUUAUAAUGCCAGUAUCAUUCUGACGCAUCACGACUUCUUCGGGAACAAUCUCUGAGCGGUAUUAUCCUGCACCAGAGACAAUGUUAAUCUCUGAUGCUCUCUGUUACGGUUCGUUUUCACGGGCGGGAUUGUUGGUCCCGCGCCAACCCCUCCUGCCACGUCGUUAUCGAGAAUCAAAACCAUGGCCGGCUGUGUGACAACCGGUCCCGGGAUUCGAGCCCAGGCCAGCUGCGCGACAGUGACGAGCGUUACCGAUUGCUCUAUCAGCAGGGGUUAAAAGCGGGGGACACGUCACGACACCUCGUUUAAUAUUGACAAACCCUCUUAACCGUCUAAGAUUCUCAGAAUGAUUUUUGGCACUCUAUGUUUAGACCGACAAUGGAAAAGUCGUUAGAACAGCGAACUGUAUGCAUUGUACGACGACCUUACUUUCGUGCAGCGUCUACAUCUUGCCAGGCUCCGGUGGGCUAGUCAUGUCAUGAGAAUGACGGACGAUGAAUCAGUACGUAAAAUCUACAAUAGCCAUCGGGCCAUCCAAAAAUACAGAAAGGACUUGGUAGGGCUCGUUUAAGAUGGUUCGACUGCAUCGUUGGCGAUGCAAGAGCGAGCGGGCGAUGUAACAAGUUAUCAGACAAAGGCCUUUGACCGCAAGCGGUGGAGGGAGUCUGUGUUGAAGGCCUGGACAUCUCGGCGGUUAUAGUAGCCGAAUAAGAAGAAGAAGAAAAAGAAGUUGAUACACUAUUAGGUUUUAAUGCACGCUUUUGGCAUAGGAAUCGAUUAAUCAGUGCAAAGUAGACGAAAGACCCCAGUCCAUUCCUUUAGGAUUAAAAACAAAAUGUAGACGAAACAUCAUUGAUAUCCUAGUAUGUAUGAACAAUAGUUAAUCAGGAUGGAAUUACAACGUACAUAGUUUGCCGGAAAUGCAAUGGAAAUUAAUUUUGUCAGAUGCUCACGUGCGCAUGCUGCAACGUGCGGCAAUCGCUACCGCUCCCGGGAAUGUUGCAAUCGCGUAGAGAAGGUAAUUUCAAAUUGUAUUUUUGAUAUCGUAAACUAAGUCCUGUCUUUAAAUCAGUAACGCGCUAUGUGUGAGUGCUUUCAAGAUUGUGCGUUCAAUAAAUU